Zootermopsis nevadensis is the source of this 1496-nucleotide messenger RNA. NCBI's taxonomy places the organism in Eukaryota, Metazoa, Arthropoda, Insecta, Blattodea, Termopsidae. The record is from RefSeq and is a predicted model, not a curated record.
CAAAACAAUUACAGACCUAAACAUAGUCGUUGGAAACAUGAAUGCAAGGAAAAUUAACGCAAAAGCCGUGUCAGAGAAUCGGUUUCGCAAACUUCUGCUCACCCUCAGAUCAGCUGGAAUUCCAAUCAACACGCACUCAACAACAACACUUCGAAGUGCAUAUAACGUAAUCGUCCCCGUAUCUUUCUACAUCACUUGCUUGUCUGGUUUUAUGGAUUUCCUCGUCAGUUCAGACUUAAAGGAAUUAAUGAAGAGUUCUCGAGUCGUCUUUGGAAUGGGGGUCGUUAUGUGGCAACACUUCUUCCUCAGUUACAGGAAACGUGACAUCGAACACCUCAUUAGUCUGACAGAUUCCUUCACGUGGGAAGAAGUUCCGACCAGGGACCCAGAAACAGGACGUUUAACGAUGGUUGGAUACAUACAGAUCGCACAAUCAUUUGCCCGAUAUUAUCCAGCCUGCAUACUUCUAAUACAUUUCCCUCAAAGUGGUGUGCGUAUGGUGAGGAAUCGUGAAAUGAUGAUCACCAAGUGGUAUCCCUUCGAUUCUUCUGCCAGCCCAGCGUACGAGAUUUUGAACUUGACACAGGUCUUUGCAGCAAUUCUCAUCGCGUGUGUGUUCGGUGGCUUCCUGAGCCUUUACGCGACGUUAGUGUGUGUGGCGUGCAGUCAGCUGGAGAAACUCAAAGGGGCCCUACUGGAUAUCAGACAGACACAUAUCAUAUUACAACAGGACUGUGGGGCCGAGACCAAUGGAGAGGAACAUCCCCACACCCCUGAGGAAGUGUUCCAUCGCAUGCAGAAACAACUGAACGACUGCAUUCGGCACCACCAACAGAUAAAACAGUUCAUGCAGGCCUUCGAAGACAGUUGGAGCACAGUGCAGUGCGGUGUGUUUCUGCUUAUUUUAACAGCGCUCUGUUCUGUUGUCUUCUCGUUCAUCACGAGUUGGGGAGACCACGUAGAUCUAGUCCAAUCGACUCUUGUAUUUUUGGAAUGGUUCUGCAUUCUGACUUUAACUUGCUGGCUUGGAAAUGAGUUGUCAGUACAGGCUGAAAGUGUUAGAGACGCGGCCUGGGGGUGCGACUGGGUCGGAGCUCCUGUCCCGUUCCAGCGCUGUCUGAUGUUCAUCAUCGCCUCAGCCAACAAAGAGUUUACACUUACAGCUGGCAAGUUUGUUCCAGUCUCCAACGCAACUAUGCUGAGUGUAAGAAUAUUAUUGAGCAAUUAUGUUUUCAGUGAGGAUCCGAAAGCAAGGCGGGUAGACAGGAUGCAAGGCACGCAAUUACGUUUUCACGAGAUGAUUGUUUAUUAAAUGAUUUCUUACUAUUUUACACACAAUUGAUUAAUGAAAACGGUGAUAAUUUUGUGACUGUGACACGUCCCUGACCUGUUUGCGAUCUCAAAAGUAAGUGGGUAUAGUCAACACGAUACAUAAGGUUCGGCAGAAUGAAGUCUGAGAACAUUAGUCUUAAAAUGACGAAAUUUUUGUCUUCAUU